Peromyscus eremicus (cactus mouse) is the source of this 1917-nucleotide messenger RNA. RefSeq names its product chloride intracellular channel 6 (gene Clic6). The coding region runs from base 1 to 1800 and encodes 599 amino acids. NCBI's taxonomy places the organism in Eukaryota, Metazoa, Chordata, Mammalia, Rodentia, Cricetidae. Gene Ontology annotation, cellular component: plasma membrane. Gene Ontology annotation, molecular function: D2 dopamine receptor binding; D3 dopamine receptor binding; D4 dopamine receptor binding. The record is from RefSeq and is a predicted model, not a curated record. The transcript has 6 exons.
AUGGCUGAGGCCGAGGAGCCCAAGGAGGUCGUGGAGGUUGCUCCGGGUCCCCAGGGACAACCUGAAGGUGCGAGGAUUGAGGGACUAGGAGAACCUGGGACUGCAGACCUGGAGGGGCGGGAGGCGAGCAAGGGAGCUGCAGAGGCGCCCAGGGACCAGGGGGCGGGCGCAGAGGCGACUGCCUCGGGGAAGGAAGAAGGAGGCUGUGGGCAGGACGGAGGGAUCGGGGAAGCGCAGGCGCAGGACCCGCCGACUGGCCCGGGAACCGAGACUCCCAGCAGAGCACAGGGUGAAGCGGAGGCUGCAGAGCGCGACCCGGAGGGCGCCGGGGUCCUGCAGGGAGCAGAGGAGGAGGAGGAGCCGGGCGCCCAGCAGGUGCUAGAGCCGAGCCCCGGGCUAGGCGCGCAGGGUGAGGUCCCUGAGGUCCCUGGGGACGAUCGCCAGGAGCCAGAGGACCCCACAACCUCAGAGGCGCGGAAAGAGUUAGAGUCUAGUCUGGAAGCGCAGGGAGGCAGUGCACCAGGGUCGCAGAUCAAUACAGAAGCCCAGGGACCUGCAGCGGACAGCAUGGACACAGAAGCACCCGCAGGAGAGACAUACGGGUCAGAGGGUGAGUCCCAGGGUGGAGGGGAAAGCAGCCCUCAGCCCCAGGCUGAGGCGACUGAGGUCGCAGCCGCAGAGAUCGGAGGACACGACCCCGGGGAGCUGGCGGGAACUCCAGCCGCAGACGCCGCCGGGGAAGCGGGAGCCCUGGGGAAAGACGGGUCGGUAGAAGCAGCUACAGAGGAGGCGAGGGUAGACGACGGCGAGAAUGGGAAGCAGGGCGGGUGCCAGGAAGAGACCGGGGAGGAGGAAGAGAGGCCAGAACCGGGGUUGGAGGGACGCUGUGAGGAGGGCAUCAAGGAGAAGCCCUCCGACGGCAGCCCCGAUGAAGAGGAGGCCAAAUCCGCCGGGCACGCGGAGUCCCAGGCGGAGCUCAGCAACCACCUCGCUGAGGAGCCCAGCGCCCAGGGCGGAGAAGACUUAGAGCGAGUGAACGGCCGCAGGGAGAACGGCCCGGCAUCCGAGGUGGAGGACCCAGGACAGGAGCACGACAUCACCCUCUUUGUCAAGGCUGGUUACGACGGCGAGAGCAUCGGGAACUGCCCAUUUUCUCAGCGCCUCUUUAUGAUCCUCUGGCUAAAGGGUGUUAUAUUCAAUGUAACAACAGUGGACCUGAAGAGGAAGCCUGCAGACCUUCAGAACCUGGCUCCUGGGACGAACCCUCCUUUCAUGACUUUUGAUGGCGAAGUCAAGACGGAUGUGAAUAAGAUUGAGGAGUUCUUAGAGGAGAAGUUAGUUCCCCCAAGGUACCCCAAGCUGGGAACGCAACACCCUGAAUCCAACUCAGCAGGAAAUGAUGUUUUUGCCAAGUUCUCAGCGUUUAUUAAAAACACCAAGAAGGAUGCAAAUGAGAUUUAUGAGAAGAACCUGCUACGGGCCCUGAAGAAGCUGGACAGUUAUUUAAACAGCCCUCUGCCAGAUGAAAUAGAUGCCUACAGCACGGAGGAUGUCACUGUCUCCCGAAGGAAGUUUCUGGAUGGGGAUGAGCUCACGCUGGCCGACUGUAACCUCUUACCCAAGCUCCACAUCAUUAAGAUUGUGGCCAAGAAAUACAGAGAUUUUGAGUUUCCUUCUGAAAUGACUGGCAUUUGGAGGUACUUAAACAAUGCUUAUGCCCGGGAUGAGUUCACUAACACAUGUCCAGCUGACCAGGAGAUUGAACACGCGUAUUCAGAUGCAGCAAAAAGGAUGAAGUGAUGCUGGGUUGCUUCCUGUCUUUUUCUCAGGCGAGUGAGCAAAGCUUCCAGGAGAGCCUUCUACGCAUCUUCCUAGAAACAGCUUUUGCAAAGUAACUCCGACUCUCUCAAUGCCACC